Molecule: messenger RNA, 2255 nt
Organism: Musa acuminata AAA Group (dessert banana)
Lineage: Eukaryota; Viridiplantae; Streptophyta; Magnoliopsida; Zingiberales; Musaceae
Product: probable methylenetetrahydrofolate reductase (NADH)
Exons: 12
Coding region: 130-1917 (595 amino acids)
Biological process (GO): tetrahydrofolate interconversion
Cellular component (GO): cytosol
Molecular function (GO): FAD binding; methylenetetrahydrofolate reductase [NAD(P)H] activity
Source: RefSeq, a predicted model, not a curated record
AGGUGAGCCGAGAGCAGAUCCGAUCGAGUGGAAUGUAGUGUAACCUAUUCCCUCUGGGGUUUAUAAGGGGAGUCAUGUAGCCAAACACAGCUGCGAUCGAGUGGGAGAGGAAGGCGAAGGGGAGGAGCGAUGAAGGUGAUCGACAAGAUCCGGGCGGCGACCGAGGGCGAUGGGAGGACGGUGUUCUCCUUCGAGUUUUUCCCUCCCAAGACGGAGGAGGGCGUGGAGAACCUCUUCGAACGCAUGGACCGCAUGGUCGCCCACAACCCAACCUUCUGCGACAUCACCUGGGGCGCCGGCGGAUCCACCGCCGACCUCACCCUUGACAUCGCCAAUCGGAUGCAGAACAUGAUCUGUGUAGAAACUAUGAUGCAUUUGACUUGCACAAAUAUGCCGGUAGAGAAGAUUGACCAUGCUCUGGAUACCAUCAAGGCCAAUGGGAUUCAAAAUGUUCUGGCACUCAGGGGAGAUCCUCCUCAUGGUCAGGAUAAGUUUGUUCAAGUGGCUGGUGGAUUUGCAUGCGCCCUCGAUCUGGUGCAGCACAUUCGGGCUAAAUAUGGAGAAUACUUUGGUAUCACGGUUGCCGGCUAUCCAGAGGCACAUCCUGACAUGAUACAAGGAGAUGGAGGUGCUACACUGGAAGCCUAUAACAGUGAUCUGGCUUAUUUGAAGAGAAAGGUGGAUGCUGGUGCUGAUCUUAUUAUCACUCAGCUAUUUUAUGACACUGAUAAUUUUCUGAAGUUUGUCAAUGACUGUCGUCAAAUUGGGAUCAAUUGCCCAAUUGUACCUGGUAUCAUGCCAAUCAACAAUUAUAAGGGCUUCUUGCGAAUGACUGGGUUCUGCAAAACUAAAAUACCAUCGGAGAUUACAGCUGCUUUGGAACCAAUUAAGGACAAUGAAGAGGCUGUUAGGGCAUAUGGAAUUCAUUUAGGGACCGAAAUGUGCAGGAAGAUUUUAGCUCAUGGAAUCAAAACGUUGCAUCUAUACACAUUAAACAUGGAGAAGUCUGCAUUGGCCAUACUAAUGAAUCUUGGAUUGAUAGAAGAAUCUAAAGUUUCAAGGUCCUUGCCUUGGAGACGUCCAGCUAACAUUUUUCGUGUCAAAGAAGAUGUUCGACCUAUUUUUUGGGCUAAUCGACCAAAAAGUUACAUUUCAAGGACUGUUGGUUGGGAUCAGUAUCCACAUGGGAGAUGGGGUGAUUCUAAUAACCCAUCGUAUGGAGCUUUAACUGAUUACCAGUUCAUGCGCCCACGCUCACGGGACAAGAAAUUCCAAGAGGAAUGGGCAACACCAUUGAAAUCUGCGGCUGAUAUUAAUGAGAGAUUUAUGAAAUUUUGCCUGGGGAAACUUAGGAGCAGCCCUUGGUCUGAAUUAGAUGGGCUUCAGCCAGAGACAAAGAUAAUCGAUGAACAACUGUCACAGGUUAACUUGAAGGGUUUUCUUACCAUCAACAGUCAACCUGCAGUUAAUGGAGAGAAAUCUGACUCUUCUGCUGUCGGAUGGGGUGGACCAGGGGGUUAUGUCUAUCAAAAGGCCUAUCUGGAAUUCUUUUGUUCAAAAGACAAGUUAAAUUUAAUCAUUGAAAAGUGCAAAACUUUGCCAUCCCUUACAUACAUUGCUGUGAACAAAGAAGGGGAUUCCGUCUCCAAUGUUGCACCAAAUGCUGUCAAUGCAGUAACAUGGGGUAUUUUUCCCGGCAAAGAGAUAAUCCAACCAACUGUUGUUGAUCCUGCAAGCUUCAUGAUUUGGAAGGAUGAAGCCUUCGAGAUUUGGUCAAGGGGAUGGGCCCGCUUGUUCCCUGAGGGCGAUCCAUCAAGGGAGUUACUAGAACAGGCACAGCGAAGUUACUACUUGGUUAGCCUUGUCGACAAUGAUUACAUUCAUGGCGACAUCUUUGCUGCUUUCAAGGACAUAUGAAGUGAUUCAAUCCAUCAAGUCUACCCAUUACCAUGACCAACACUUGUCUGUGAUUUAGCAUGUGAUGUCGUUACCUCAUAUAUGGAAACCGGGCAUGGUAAUCGGUCCACUGCUCAUCGUGCAUUCCACUGGAUGCGCUAAAAUUCUACCAGUCAUUACCUUGAACUAUCAUUUAGUUUUCACAAAUAAACCGAUUGACCAGAUGUGUUCCUGGAGCUGCUCUGGUUUUGGGUGUGGAUGUUCUUUCUGUUGCUAUUGUUGUUUACUGAGCUUCUUGUUUCUUGAUGGCUUCAAGGAACUUAAAGUUGAAUACCAUGGGUGGAAAUGUUCAGGAGAAA